Messenger RNA from Ostrinia nubilalis (European corn borer), 2075 nucleotides. RefSeq names its product glucose-6-phosphate exchanger SLC37A2 (gene MFS16). Bases 285 to 2075 code for a protein of 596 amino acids. Gene Ontology annotation, biological process: transmembrane transport. The record is from RefSeq and is a predicted model, not a curated record. Gene Ontology annotation, molecular function: transmembrane transporter activity. The transcript is spliced from 14 exons. NCBI's taxonomy places the organism in Eukaryota, Metazoa, Arthropoda, Insecta, Lepidoptera, Crambidae.
AAAAAAUUUGACAUUGACAUUUCCCGCAGGGGACGUGGUCGGUCGGAUCGACGUAUUUUACUGAAAUUAAUUCGAAAUCAAUUAAUUUUGUUAAAGUUUUACCACAAAGGUGUUUUUAUUUAAAAAAUUUAUAGCUUUCUAAUAUUUGACAAUCAAUCAGUGUAGUGUAAGAGUUACAAAUGACGUGAAAUUAUAGUUUCGAAUUCAUCACGUACUCAGAUGUAAACAAAGAGAUUUUUAUGCGAAAAAAUGCGAUUAGAGAUUAGUACAACCAGUGGGCGUUAAUGAGUAGCCUUUUAGUAGGUUUUGUUAAGCAUUUUCGACGAAAAAAGCGAGUCAAAAUGAGUGGAGUGAGUCGCGAUGCGCCUGUGGGGGUCCAGUGUCUUCAGAGCCUGAGUAGUUCCCUAUUCCCUCGCCUUCAGUUCAACAGGCUACUAUUGUACCAGUCAUGCGUGCUGAUGCUGACAUUCUUCACGUACAUGACGUACCACCUCACCCGCAAGCCGAUCUCCGUCGUCAAGAGUGUUCUGCACCGCAACUGCAGUGGGUUCGUGCCUCCGCCGGGAGUCGACCCGGCCGACGACAAUUGGUGCGACUGGCCGCCGUUCAACACGACUGACGCGAAUACUCUGCUGGGCGCUCUGGACUCAGCAUUCUUGUUCUCGUAUGCGGGCGCCAUGUUUGUUUCUGGCAUGGUGGCUGAGCGCGUGGACCUCAGAUACUUUCUGAGCCUGGGCAUGCUGCUCUCGGCAGCUUGCUGCUACAUGUUUGGCGUCGGCUACACUUAUGGCGUGCACAGCAUCGCGUACUAUCUGCUGGCUCAGGCGGGGGCGGGCAUAGCACAAACGACUGGCUGGCCGGGCACGGUCGCCAUUGUGGGCAAGUGGUUCGGCAACUCGAAAAAAGGGCUCAUCUUCGGGAUAUGGAACUCGCACACUUCACUCGGGAAUAUAUUGGGCGCGCUCUUAGCAGCAGAAUACGUGGAAACCAACUGGGCGUUGUCAUUUAUAUACCCAGCGCUGGUGAUGGGUGUGGUAGCACUCUUCGUAUUCCUGUUCCUACCGCCAGAACCGAAACAUGUGGGCAUCGUGCCGAGUUCGCCACCCAGUACGAGAGACUCGUUGGAGUGUGUAGAAACCAACUGGGCGUUGUCAUUCAUAUACCCAGCGCUGAUGAUGGGAGUGGUGGCGCUGUUUGUGUUCCUGUUCCUACCGCCAGAACCGAAGCACGUGGGCAUCGUGCCGAGUUCGCCGCCUAGUACGAGAGACUCGCCGUCUAGACAGUCCCGGUCUGACGACGAAGAAGACCCGGAGCCCGCUCAAGUGAUAGUCGGUGAUCAGACGGCGAGCCUCCGGCCUAACAGGCACUCGGCCAACAACCCACCGUACUCAUCAGAAGACGCCACAGAAAGCACAGCGCUGCUUUCUCGUCGUCCGUCCCACUCGCACGGCAGUAGCGCCGUCUCGCUCUCGCGCGCGCUAUCCAUACCGGGCGUGAUGGAGUUCUCUCUCUCUCUCUUCUUCGCGAAGCUCGUCAGCUAUACAUUCUUGUAUUGGCUGCCUAUGUAUAUUAAGUCUAGCACGCACCUAACCCCCAAGCAGUCAGCGGAUCUAAGCACAGUGUUCGAUGUCGGCGGCAUCGUGGGCGCCAUCACAGCCGGGCUGCUGGCCGACCGCAGCCGCAGCCCUGCUACUGUGUGCGCGGGGUUCUACGUGCUGUGCGCGCCCGCGCUACUGGUGUACCAGCGCUGGGGCGCAACAUCGUACGGAACCAACGUGGCGCUGCUAGUGGUAGGCGGCGCCUUAGUCAACGGGCCCUACGCGCUCAUCACCACAGCAGUUAGCGCCGAGCUAGGUACCCACAGUUGCUUAGCAGGCAACGCACAAGCUUUAGCCACGGUCACAGCCAUCAUAGAUGGCACUGGAAGCGUCGGCGCGGCGCUGGGACCAAUGUUGGCAGGCGUGGUAUCGUCGACAGGCGACUGGUCGCGCGUGUUCUACAUGCUCAUCGCAUGCGACGCGCUGGCGUUGCUCCUACUGCUCAGGUUAGUGCUGACGUCACAGCCGGGCGUGUGA